Chionomys nivalis (European snow vole) is the source of this 1526-nucleotide messenger RNA. RefSeq names its product eukaryotic translation initiation factor 2B subunit gamma (gene Eif2b3). The transcript is spliced from 12 exons. Gene Ontology annotation, biological process: cytoplasmic translational initiation; biosynthetic process. The record is from RefSeq and is a predicted model, not a curated record. Gene Ontology annotation, cellular component: eukaryotic translation initiation factor 2B complex; guanyl-nucleotide exchange factor complex. Lineage: Eukaryota; Metazoa; Chordata; Mammalia; Rodentia; Cricetidae. Gene Ontology annotation, molecular function: translation initiation factor activity; guanyl-nucleotide exchange factor activity. Bases 61 to 1419 code for a protein of 452 amino acids.
GAGGCGGCGUGGGGAGCGCUGGGAGCGGCCGCGGCGUGCGGGGAGCUGAGUCCUCUGACGAUGGAGUUUCAAGCUGUGGUUAUGGCCGUUGGUGGGGGAUCUCGGAUGACAGACUUGACUCCCAGCAUUCCCAAGCCUCUGCUUCCAGUUGGAAACAAACCUUUAAUUUGGUACCCACUGAACCUGCUUGAGCGCGUUGGAUUUGAAGAAGUCAUUGUAAUUACAACCAAAGAUGUCCAAAAGGCUCUCUGCACAGAAUUCAAGAUGAAGAUGAAAGCAGACAUCGUAUGCAUUCCUGAUGAGGCUGACAUGGGGACCGCAGAUUCUCUGCGCCACAUAUAUCCAAAACUUAAGACAGAUGUGUUGGUCCUGAGCUGCGAUCUGAUCACAGAUGUUGCUUUACAUGAGGUUGUGGACCUGUUCAGAGCUUAUGAUGCAACACUUGCCAUGUUAAUGAGAAGAGGACAAGAUAGCAUAGAACCAGUUCCAGGUCAGAAGGGGAAAAAAAAAACAGUGGAGCAGCGUGACUUCAUUGGAGUGGACAGCACAGGAAAGAGGCUGCUCUUUAUGGCUAAUGAAGCAGACUUGGAUGAAGAGCUGGUCAUUAAGGGAUCCAUCCUGCAGAAGUACCCUAGAAUACAUUUCCAUACGGGCCUCGUGGAUGCCCAUCUCUACUGCUUGAAGAAAUAUGUUGUGGAUUUCUUAAUGGAAAACAGGUCAAUCACUUCCAUCCGAAGUGAACUGGUUCCAUACCUAGUAAGAAAACAGUUUUCCUCGACUUUCUCACAACAGAGACAGGAAGACAAAGAAGAGGAUCUAAAGAAAAAGGAGCUGAAGUCUUUAGAUAUUUACAGUUUUAUAAAAAAUGACAACACUCUGACUUUGGCUCCAUAUCAUGCCUGCUGGAAUGCCUUUCGAGGAGACAAGUGGGAAGAUUUUUCUAGCUCACAGGUGCGCUGCUAUGUCCACAUCAUGAAAGAGGGACUCUGCUCUCGAGUGAGCACCCUGGGGCUCUACAUGGAAGCCAACAGGCAGGUACCCAAAUUGCUGUCUGAGCUUUGUCCAGAGGAGUCAAUGAUCCACCCAUCAGCCCAGAUUGCCAACAGACACUUGGUUGGAGCUGACAGCCUCGUUGGGCCGGAUACACAGGUUGGAGAGAAGUCAUCUAUUAAGCGCUCAGUCAUUGGCUCAUCCUGUGUCAUACAAGAUAAAGUGACUGUUACCAAUUGCCUUCUCAUGAACUCUGUCACCGUGGAAGAAGGAAGCAGCAUCCAUGGCAGCGUCAUCUGCAACAAUGCGGUGAUUGAGAAGGGCGCAGACAUCAAGGACUGUUUGAUCGGAAGUGGUCAGAGGAUUGAAGCCAAAGCUAAACGAAUGAACGAGGUGAUUGUGGGAAAUGACCAGCUCAUGGAGAUCUGAGUCCUGGACAAGCCUGACCCCUUCCUUUUGGCCCCCAAACUACAGAUGUUGGCUGACCUACCUGUUUGACUCUGUAUUUAUUUUUCAAUAAAGAAGAAUUUCCAGGC